AUGGUACACAGGCAGCGGCCUGGUGUCGACAGUGGGGGUCAGGAAGACUCUGAAAGGCGUAAAGUUGUGGAGGCCCUCAGCUUACGGAGCCUUGAGGGGGCCAAGAACCACCUGUGGCGGGCGCACAGCGUCUUCGUCUCCGCCCUCUUCUCCCUCUGUCGCGGGGAGCCGCCUUACAUCCCAGUGGGUCAGCGGGGAGAGGAUGCCUGUCCCCGAGGGAGCGCAGAGAGCCAGCGCGUCUGCGUCAGAGAGUCUCGGGCCGCUGAGGAGCACGCGGCGACGGAGGGGACCGAAGGGGUCCUGGGGUCGCGGCGCAGGGCGGGAGGCGGCGGGAGCGCCACCUACUUCUUUCGGCUGUGCUCCGGGGAGCUGGAGCCGCUGCUGGUGGCGGCCGGAGAUGGCGGGCGGGCCUACCUGAGGUUCCAGGACGGAGGGGCUUUGGGCCGCCCGAGGGAAACUGAAGAAGCCCUCGGCGGCGCCGGAAGCAGCGGGAGAGGCGGAGCCGCAGGGGAGGGCGCUGGGCCAUGGCGGAGAGGCGGGCGUGCUCCGCAUCCUCGCUGCAACCAUCCUGCUCUCGCCCCGCAAGUGAAGGGGGCGGAGGACGGCCAGGGCUGUGCAGUGGCCUGGGCUACGCUUGGCUGGGCCGCAGCCGAAGGCUUCGGGGGCGGCGGCUGCUACCGGGGCAAGUGCACUCUUGCGGAGUUAGCUCCCAGGAUGAAGCUGCAAGGCCCUGAGCUCCAGCUGAGCGAGUUUCGAACCUCUACCAUCAGAACAGCCUUCAACCCCUACUACUGCCAGGGGGUGGCAAGGGAGGUAAAGAAGGCACUAGACCCUCUAGGGGGUCCCAGCCACCCACUAUGUUCCAACCUGGGCCAUGGUGCCUUUGGAGGAGUUUAUGAGGGACUGGUAACUGGCCUUCCCGGGGAUCCCAGGCCCCUGCAGGUGGCUAUCAAGCCCUUUUCCUCCCCACACCCUGCCAGAACUUGCUCUUGUCAGGAGGAGCUGGAUUUCCACAUGGAGGCCCUCAAAAUCAACAAGUUCAGCCAUCAGAACAUUGUACACUGUGUGGGGCUCAGCUUCUGGACUGCCUCUAGCCUAAUUCUGCCGGAUUUGAGGUCUGGAGGGGACAUGAACACUUUCCUAAGGAACAACUGGCCACAUUUGGGCCAGCCAUCACCUCUGGCCAUGAGGGACCUGCUCCAGCUGGCUCAGGACAUAGCCCAGGGCUGCCACUACCUGGAGGAAAAUCACUUCAUCCACAGGGACAUCACUGCCAGGAACUGCCUCCUGAGCUGCACUGGGUUCAGCCCAGUGGUCAAUACUGGGGACUUCAGGAUGGCGAGAAUAUCUGCAGCCAGUUAUUACUACAGAGGGGGCUGGACUCAGCUGCCAGUCAAGUGAAUGCCCACAGAAGGCUUCCUGGAAGGCAUCUUCACAUCCAAGACAGAUACCUGGUCUUUUGGUGUCCUGCUCUGGGAAAUCUUCUCAUUAGGUUACGUGCCCAACCCUGGGUGCACCAACCAGGAUGUGCUGUACUUUCUCAUUGGAGGGGGAUGGAUGGGCCCUCCUAGAGGCUGUGCAGGGCCUGUGUACUGUAUCAUGACCCAGUGUUGGCAGCACCAGCCUGAAUUCUGCCCCCAUUGUGCCAGCAUCUUGGAGCAUCUUCAGUACUGCAUUCAGGGCCCUGAUGUGCUGAAUUCAUUCCUGCCAAUGGAGCCACAGCUCACUCUAGAGGAGGAAAAGGAUUCUGGGCUGGGGAGCAGGUCUUUGGAGGGGCUGAGAUCCCCACAGGCCCAGGAACUGAGUCUGGUGCUUAAGAGAUGGGAAGGGAACUUCCUUGGCCCCUGGCUACCCUCUAGCUCCAGGGACCUCCAACCUCAGAACAUUUGGAAUCCCGCCCUAUGCCUCUUGGGCCCCAAGGGGCCCUGA
This is a messenger RNA of Hyaena hyaena (striped hyena), 1929 nucleotides long. RefSeq names its product leukocyte receptor tyrosine kinase (gene LTK). The record is from RefSeq and is a predicted model, not a curated record. Gene Ontology annotation, molecular function: transmembrane receptor protein tyrosine kinase activity; ATP binding. Gene Ontology annotation, biological process: protein phosphorylation; positive regulation of kinase activity; multicellular organism development. Gene Ontology annotation, cellular component: signaling receptor complex. NCBI's taxonomy places the organism in Eukaryota, Metazoa, Chordata, Mammalia, Carnivora, Hyaenidae.